AUGUCCUCCGACGCGCCCGAACCAUUGGCACCGCAUGACUCGAGUCUGGUUGUCGACGAAGCAGUCACUCUGACUCUAGGCAGUGACUCGCUGCUAAUUGCUGACAACCGCACUUCUCGCCAACAGAACCGUGGCUGCUGCGGACUAUGCAAGUCAACGUCGCUUCCAGACAAAUCUGACUGGUCUCCUCGCUUGAUAGGAAAAAGGACAAACACGACGCAAGCGAUUUGUUUGUAUAAUAUCCUCGAUGCCGAGGUAAAUCCCUCCAACCUUGUCAUCACGUUCGCCGAACACUCCUCGUCAGACGAUGUCACCGUUUCCGUUCUUCAUUAUCCCAUCAGUGAUAAGGAGAAGCCUGCGAUCGAGGCUUGGAGUAACAAACUACUGGACCAGGCAUACGGUAACGCCCAGCGCAGGAGGCGCUUCAAGGUCCUGGUAAAUCCAUUCGGUGGCAAAGGAACAGCAGCGAGCCUCUACCAAACAUAUGCGGCCCCCAUUUUUGCCGCCGCACGUUGCCAGGUGGACGUCCAGAACACUGAGUAUCGCGGCCACGCCAUUGAGAUUGCAGAGCAGCUGGACAUCAACGCGUACGAUGCGAUUGUCUGCUGCUCCGGUGACGGCCUACCCUACGAAGUCUUCAACGGCCUAGGCAAGCGACCCAACGGCAGAGAAGCAUUGGCGAAAGUGGCGGUCGCAUUGCUUCCUUGUGGAUCCGGGAAUGGAAUGACUUGGAAUUGCUUGGGAACAGGAAGCGUCUCGAUCGCGGCUCUGGGACUCGUGAAGGGACAAAGGGCUCCUCUCGACCUGGUCUCAAUCACCCAAGGGGACACCCGUACUCUUUCUUUCCUUUCGCAGUCCUUUGGUAUAGUCGCCGAAUCGGACCUGGGUACGGAUCACAUCCGGUGGAUGGGCGCUCAGCGAUUCACGUAUGGAUUCCUCAUUCGACUGCUGAAGCGUACUAUCUGGCCGUGCGAUCUUCACAUCAAGGUUGAGAUCGAUGAUAAGCAAGCAAUCAAGGACCAUUAUGCCACCUUUGCAGCUCGAGAAGUUGAUCCCAAGGCUGACAAACUACGUCUUGAAGCUGCCGAGCAGUCGCCAGCGCUGCCGGAGCUCCAAUAUGGGACCGUCCAGAGUGAGCUCCCAUCGGACUGGGCGCCCGUUCCAGGUGAAACCAUGGGCAAUUUCUACGCAGGCAACAUGGCCAUCAUGUCAAAGGAUACCAACUUCUUUCCUGCAUCGCUCCCAGAUGACGGACUCAUGGACAUCGUCACCAUUGACGGAACUGUUAGUCGCAUUACCUCGUUGAAGAUGAUGAAUGAGAUCGGUACUGGCGGUUUCUUCGACAUGCCCGAUGUCACUAUCCGCAAAGCCAAGGCCUUCCGCCUGGUGCCUCACGAAAAAGAGGGCUAUAUCAGCAUCGACGGCGAACAGGUGCCGUUUGAGGCCCUUCAAGCUGAAAUUCACCGCGGGCUGGGCACGACACUCUCCAAGUCUGGAGUUCUGUACGAGGCUGACGGGCCGAAGUGA
Molecule: messenger RNA, 1527 nt
Organism: Penicillium maclennaniae
Lineage: Eukaryota; Fungi; Ascomycota; Eurotiomycetes; Eurotiales; Aspergillaceae
Exons: 3
Coding region: 1-1527 (508 amino acids)
Biological process (GO): sphingosine biosynthetic process
Cellular component (GO): cytoplasm; membrane; intracellular membrane-bounded organelle
Source: RefSeq, a predicted model, not a curated record